AAUCGAAUUCAGAAUGAAGGUAAGAACAUACGACCGUUUGCUAAUACUACUUUCGGUUCUCGGAGUUUUACUUUCAACCUAUGCACUGUAUGUGGAGCUGAAAGUGGAGGCAAAUCCCAAUUAUAAAGCCUUUUGCGACUUUUCCGAGCGAGCAAGUUGCACGAGAGUGCUUACUUCGAAGUAUGCCAAAGGUCUUGGAAUAAUCGACGAAGGAUCAUAUUUACGUCUUCCGAAUCCAAUUUAUGGAACAAUUCACUUCUGCAUUAUGAUCAUUUUAAGUGCUUACGACAGUUUGGUUACGACAAAUAUUCAAUUUUCCCUCGCUGGAAUAUCUUCACUGCUGUGCUGCUAUUUAGCGUAUAAUCUUAUUUACGUUUUAAAAGACAUUUGUAUAGUUUGUAUAUCUACUUACUUGAUAAAUGGAACUAUGUUAUUUUUGAUUUGGAGCAAAUUUAAACGUCAAGCAAAGAAAAUUGCUUAAAUUGUGCAUUCUUCUAGAAUAUUCUAAAUUAAGGUUCAACGGCAGGGGCACAAUCUUUUAGGUUUAUAUUAUAUGAUACAAAAUAUAGUCCUCUUCAGAGGUCUUAGCUUGAAUAAAAAGGUUGUUGUAUUUU
Messenger RNA from Bombyx mori (domestic silkworm), 614 nucleotides. RefSeq names its product vitamin K epoxide reductase complex subunit 1-like protein 1 (gene Vkor). The transcript has 3 exons. Gene Ontology annotation, molecular function: vitamin-K-epoxide reductase (warfarin-sensitive) activity. The coding region runs from base 14 to 481 and encodes 155 amino acids. NCBI's taxonomy places the organism in Eukaryota, Metazoa, Arthropoda, Insecta, Lepidoptera, Bombycidae. The record is from RefSeq and is a predicted model, not a curated record. Gene Ontology annotation, biological process: peptidyl-glutamic acid carboxylation; vitamin K metabolic process.